This is a messenger RNA of Nymphaea colorata (pocket water lily), 2568 nucleotides long. RefSeq names its product protein SHORT-ROOT-like. The record is from RefSeq and is a predicted model, not a curated record. The coding region runs from base 810 to 2252 and encodes 480 amino acids. Gene Ontology annotation, molecular function: DNA-binding transcription factor activity; sequence-specific DNA binding. NCBI's taxonomy places the organism in Eukaryota, Viridiplantae, Streptophyta, Magnoliopsida, Nymphaeales, Nymphaeaceae. The transcript has a single exon. Gene Ontology annotation, biological process: regulation of DNA-templated transcription; radial pattern formation; leaf development. Gene Ontology annotation, cellular component: nucleus.
AAGCUCUUGGGUCAUGACUGCACUUAAGAAACAGGAUAAUCUUGGAUAUGCCUUUUCAGAUGAAGUGGAAGUUGCUUCUGACCACAAACAAACAAGGCAUAUAAGGAUUUCAGAGCACCAUCGAAUCUGUCUUCAUAUGGAUGCAUAGACUCUCUCUCUCUCUCUCUCUCUCUCUCGCUCAAGGAGAACUACAGUUGCUAUCAUUUUCCUUGGUCCCGGAGAGCGAGCCAGUGAGGGAGCAGGAAGAAUGGGGAAGAUGGUGGUCGCGGUGAUGGCCUGGUGCACGCGGGGUUGCUUUUCUUCUCUCUCUAUCUCUCUCCACACAUUCCAUGCCAUAAACGGCCCCCUUUGCACGCCUGCGCCCAUGAAAUUCCUCCCCACCCUCUUCUCUUCUCAUCUUUUCAUACUUCUGUCAGACCACCAAUCCCGUUUAUAAAUUCCCCCCAUAACCCAUUUCUCACUGUCUCUACAUACAGCAGACACCAACAUUCACUCUGUAAUGGAAAAAGAACUUAAAAAAAGAAGAGAUUCGAGUCUCCUUAUCGAUUGUAUCAUGCAAACCCAUCAUAGAUUCUCGUCCACCAUCAUUCCCUUCAUAAAAUAAAAGGAAAAGUUUAAGAAGAAAUCCUGCUCUCUCUCUCUCUCUCUCUCUCUCUCUCAUGACUUGCAUGGAAAAAUCCCUACCACCAUAGGAGACCCAUUAUAGAUUCUUGUCCACCAUCAUUCACCUCCACCUCAUAAAACCUCACUCUUAUAGAGGAGAGAAAGAGAAAGGGCAUGCACGUCAAGCGUCGUACAAGCCAGCCUGCAUGGAUACUCUCUUUAGGUUAGUCUCCUUCCCUACAGAGCCGCAAACAUCCUUCACCACCACCACCACCACCACCACCAACAGCGGCGCCACCACCAACACCACCAUCUCCUCCUUCCACCAAGAAUGCUGCAACCCACCUUUCAUGGAUGACGAUGAUGCCGAUUUCUCCUCCCCUUCCUCCUCCAACAAGCAUUUUCUUCCCUACCAGACUGACUCCCAUCAGGUGUUCGACCCCAUUCCCACUGACUACCACCCGCCGAUCCCCCACGAGUUUACCUCCUCCACGCACCCACCUCCCAACUGGGCGGCCACCCUUCUGGCCGACUGCGCACAGGCCGUCGCCGUCAACGACUCGGCCCGCAUCCAGCAACUCCUGUGGUUGCUCAACGAGCUCUCGUCCCCUUACGGCGAUACCGACCAGAAGCUGGCCGCCUACUUCCUCCAGGCUUUGUUCGCUCGAAUCACGGGCUCCGGUCAGCGGACCCACCGCACCCUGUGCGCCGCCGCCGAGAAGGGCCUGUCGUUCGAGUCGACCCGCCGGACCAUGCUCAAGUUCCAGGAGGCCAGUCCCUGGGUGACGUUCGGCCACGCCGCGGCCAACGGCGCCAUCCUGGAGGCCUUCGACGGCGAGCCCAGGCUCCAUAUCGUCGAUAUCAGCACCACCCAUUGUACGCAGUGGCCUACCUUGCUGGAGGCCCUCGCCACGAGGUCCGACGACACCCCGCACCUCCGCCUCACCACCCUCGUCCUCGCCGACGCCGCCGGAGGCUCGGCAACGAACGUGAUGAGAGAGAUAUCGCAGCGCAUCGAGAAGUUCGCUCGCCUCAUGGGCGUCCCGUUUAAGUUCUCGGUGGUGUACUGCGGGGAGGGCGGGCUCAGCGAGGACGUGCUCAGCCGAGUCGAGAUCGAGCACGGCGAGGCCGUCGCCGUCAACUGCGUCGGGGCGCUCCGGCGGGUGCCGCCGGGACCAGGGCGCGACGCACUCAUCGCUGGGUUCAGGCGGCUCGGGCCGAAGAUCGUGACGGUCGUCGAGGAGGAAGCCGACUUCUUCGGGAGCGAGGAGGGGCAGUUCAUGGCAGCGUUCCUGGAGUGCGCCCGUUUCUUCUCCACCUACCUGGAGUCUCUGGAUGGGAGCUUCCCGAGGACGAGCAACGAGCGGCUAGCGCUCGAGCGCGCGGCUGGGAGGGCGAUCGUCGACGUCGUGUCGUGCCCCGCCUCAGAGUCAGCCGAGCGGAGGGAGCGCGGCGUCGGCUGGACGAGGCGGCUGGGCUGCGCCGGGUUUUCGCCUGCGGCCUUCAGCGACGAGGUGUCCGACGACGUCCGGGCGCUGCUUAGGCGGUAUAAGGAUGGGUGGUCGAUGGUGCCUGCAGGAGAUUCUCCCGGAAUAUUCCUGGCGUGGAAAGAACGUCCGGUUGUAUGGGCGUCGGCGUGGAAGCCAUGAGGGCAAGCCGCGCGAUAAAGGCAGCCGAGAGAUUUGGCUCGGGUUGGGUCCGAAAUGGAGAUCAGAGGAAAACAACCAGACCCGACCGACCCGUUUACCUUUGUCAUAAUGAUGGAAACAUGAGAGAGAGAGAGAGAGAGAGAGAGAGAGAAGAAAAGAAAAGAAAAGAAAGAAGAUGAGAUAACAAAAGGAGUGGUUCAAUUUGAUUUGAAGUUUAUUUUUCUUAGUUUUUUUUUUUUUUUUAAAAGGGAGGAUGGUGAAUUAGGGACAAAGAGAGAGAUCAUGAUUGCUUUUAGUGUGAUUAUGCUUUUGAUGA